Molecule: messenger RNA, 12471 nt
Organism: Porites evermanni
Lineage: Eukaryota; Metazoa; Cnidaria; Anthozoa; Scleractinia; Poritidae
Source: the annotation of a GenBank genome assembly
CUUAUAGCAAGAGAUGAGCAAAGAGGUCAAGAAGCUGUGAAAAGCUUGAACAAAGAAGGCUGCUCACCAAAGUUCCAUCAGCUGGAUAUUAUAUCCUUAGAAAGCAUCCAGAAGUUUAAAACAUUCCUUGAACAAGAGUAUGGGGGCAUAGAUAUCCUUAUCAAUAAUGCGGGAAUUGCUUACAAGGUUAUUUUUUCCUUUUAUUUUGUUGAUUUACUUACUUGGACAACUGAAUUUUAAAGUAGGCUUGUAACCACUAGAUCAGAUUCAUUGACUUGUGACAAACAUGAGACACUACUCUUGUUGAGUUAAGAAGUUUUUUUAUAUUGUGAAACCUUAGCAAAGAUGAGACAUGGUGACUAAUGAGUGGUUAAUUCGUUGGAACUCAGACAAUCUAAUGAUCCUUUACAAAAAAGAUUGUUGUACCUGGUCUGCAAUCUUCACCCAACACCAAACUGGAUAAAUCAAUGUGUUGGUAACAUGCUGUUUGAGAUGACUUUCUCAUGGACAAAAGUUUCUUAUGAGAGGGCAGGGUGGGGAACAAAAGCAUUCUCCUGGCUGCUUCAUCAAUGCUUACAGAAAUCAGUGUAAUCUCCUGGCUUAUAGUUUGCAUUAAUCUCUUACUAUAUUUACAAUGUUCUCCUUAAAUUUUAGCUCAGUAGGUAAGGAACCAUUCUUGGCCAGUAAGGCCAAAAAUGCCCCGGAGACUGCACUUUCCUGAGGGGAGGGGGUUAGUGGAGAGAGGGGCAUGGCCCUGCACUCGCUUGGAAAUUUAGGAGUUAAGUUCUCUGAAAUGUCGUUCCCUCAUUUCAAUACCUGUUUUACCCAAAUCGGCCAUUGUUAUCUUUAGACAGCAAUCAAACAUUUGAUUCCAAUAAUUUUACUCUGUCUUCAAUGUUCUCUUUCCAACAUGCUUGGCCCAUAAAAAGAAAAGCUGUGUAUACUUUAGUACUUUUCCACAUAUUCAUUCAUUUCCUUGAGCGGAUCACAUCACAACUUGUGUGUUUUUUUUAUAAACUACAAUAUUUGAUUUUAGUAAACCUUCAAACAGUUGUAGGUGGUAAGAAGUGCUGCUUCGGGUGGUAAAUUUUACUGUUUACCACCUGUAAGGAGAACACUGUAUUUAUAUAGUCAACACCUUGUAAUCCUUGUACUGUGAAUGUCAGCUUUAUACAGAUAUCACUGUCAGAGUAGUAACAAUUUAAAUGUGCAAAAUUCUUGCUUCCAGAUGGCUUCAACAGCACCUUUUACAGAGCAAGCUGAGGUAACGUUACGGACAAAUUUCCAAGGGACCCUUGACGUCUGCCAUGCACUGUUCCCACUCUUAAGGCCACAUGCAAGGUUAGAAUAUUAUUGAUCUUAGCACAAUCCUAGCAAUAUUAUUUCAUUGAUAUACCUUAAUUGCUCAAAUAAGCACCCAUGUGCUUUUUUGAAGCUCCUGCAAUCAGGGACAAAAGUAGUUGACACAGUUGUUUAAAACGGGUGCUUUUAACAAACAUUUCAUUCAUUUAUUAUUUCAUUCCUUUUAAACGCCGUAAAUCCCCCGACCCCCCGAAUCAAUGUUGUCUGAAGUAAAAAAAAGACUUGAGGGUCCAAAAUUCAACAUUGAUUUUGGGGGCAAUGGGUUGGGGUAGACAGGGGAGGGGGAUAAGUAUAUCCACUAUGCAAAAAGGGGCCAUUUUACAGAAGUGUGUCAACACUUUUGUCCCUCAUUGUCUGAAUGUAAAAUUGUGCUACUGCACACAAGUUGAGCCGUGUAUAACACUGAUUUUAACUGAAAUUAAAGGAAUCAAUGACAUAAUUAUGUUAUUGGUGGUGGGGGUGACAUAGACUUAUUCGCGACCGAAUUAUAGGGCCAAUUCGAAUUACGCGAUGACGUAAUAAAAGGGCUGCGAUAUCCAGAAUUAACGUCGAUAUGGUUUACAAGCUAAAAACUGACGCUGAAUCUCGCGCCUAUGUACAACUUUUGAUGAAUUUCAAGGGGGUGCGUACUGAAAAUAUUUUUAAUAAAGUGGAUAUUUCUCGUUCUUCACUUUAUCCUAUUGUUAAGGCCCAAACGAUCACGGAUAGGGUAAGGAUUGACACGUAGUGGGGAUAGUCACUGGCCGGCCACGGAAAUAUGGAGCGUUAGUGAGGAGCGGCCGUCACUGCGUUCAUUAUCGAAACUACGGAAAAGUGAAGGUAAUUUCAUGGCCAAUUCAAUAAAAAAACUAAGGACAGCGUAGCAAACAUUGCAAGUGUACACGAAAACAAUUACUUUCAAUCUCACCUCGUGACACCCUGUGUGACAUGAUAACGCAACGCAAAUAGCGUGACAUAAGCGCAUAUGUCUGUGUAUUUCGACUGCAUUUCUCAAGCGAAACCCUGUGUUUUUGUGUAUUGUCGGCAGAGAAAAUGAAAAGAGAGCUUUAAAACGUGAACUGGUAUUUGACUCUCAAAGAAAACGACAGCUCAAACUGAGGAAAACACUGCUUCCUUCGUGUUACAACGGUUAACCACGUUUCGGCAAACGGAAAGUAAUAUUAGUCUGUUAUGACCUCUUAAUGUCGAUAUGUAUUCUCGUGGUUAACCGUUGAAACUCCUUAUUUGCACCACAUCGCUGGAAUUUUUCUCGCCAAGAAUACGUAUUGCCAAGCACUUUCUACAUAGCGGAAUCUUCUUUUGCCUUUUGUGAGGAAUUAGCGCAUAAAAAAGGAAAAUUUUCCAGCGCACGGCCGUCAUCGAUCACGUGUUAUCCCGCUUUGCUUGUCAUCAGGUGAACUUCUGGGCCAAAGUCAUUGCUGUUUUGGCGAUGAUACAAACUGGUCUGUCUAUUUUGAAAACAAUUUAUUUGGCAUUAUGUGAUUUACGAGCUGGGAAAUGAAAUAGUUGUCCGUCCAACAUCAAUAAACAAUCAUGCCACUGAAUAAAUGGCAGGCGGUCCUGUAAAAUCAUUACCAAAGUACAUUCCUAACCUCGACGCCUACCUACGCUAAAGGUUUGGAUCAGUUAGGUUAGAAAAGGUCUCAAAAAAAUUAAAAAACACAUCUAUAUGUAGGGCACAGCACAAACGGCUAGCCCAUCAUUUAUGAGGUUCAUAACCUGUAUAUUGUUCACGUCUUUUCACUAAUGGCAAAGGUCAAUGUCAAAAAUAUUGCAUGUCCCCUCUGUUACUCUGCAGUACUUCAUUCGCUUAAGUUAACCAUUUACCAGAACAAUUUUCAUUGUACCUUAAUGUUUCCAUCCUUUUUCCACUAUUGAUAAUACUUGUGAAAACAUUACAUCCGCAGCAACGGCAUUGAUCACAACACAAAUCAUUUCGUCUCGACCCGACAGGGUAUCAGGAACGCGCGCCGGGGUACAAGAUUAAGUAAUGACAUACGCUUCGUACAUUUUACUCUACGCAUACUACAAAUCAGGACGAAACUCUAUAAACUGAUAUUUAAAAACAAACAAUUUGGCCCAUAGAGUAACGUCAUCGCACAAAAAUUCAGCAGCGUCAAAAAUCUAGCCGGAAAACACAGAUACAUAUUUCAGACAAUCAGGGACAAAAGUAGUUGACACAGUUGUUUAAAACGGGUGCUUUUAACAAACAUUUCAUUCAUUUAUUAUUUCAUUCUUUUUAAACGCCGUAAAUCCCCUCACCCCCCGAAUCAAUGUUGUCUGAAGUAAAAAAAAGACUUGAGGGUCCAAAAUUCAACAUUGAUUUUGGGGGCAAGGGGUUGGGGUAGACAGGGGAAGGGGAUAAGUAUAUCCACUAUGCAAAAAGGGGCCAUUUUACGGAACUGUGUCAACACUUUUGUCCCUCAUUGUAGGAAUGUAAAAUUGUGCUACUGCACACAAGUUGAGCCGUGUAUAACACUGAUUUUAACUGAAAUUAAAGGAAUCAAUGACAUAAUUAUGUUAUUGGUGGUGGGGGUGACAUAGACUUAUUCGCGACCGAAUUAUAGGGCCAAUUCGAAUUACGCGAUGACGUAAUAAAAGGGCUGCGAUAUCCAGAAUUAACGUCGAUAUGGUUUACAAGCUAAAAGCUGACGCUGAAUCUCGCGCCUAUGUACAACUUUUGAUGAAUUUCAAGGGGGUGCGUACUGAAAAUAUUUUUAAUAAAGUGGAUAUUUCUCGUUCUUCACUUUAUCCUAUUGUUAAGGCCCAAACGAUCACGGAUAGGGUAAGGAUUGACACGUAGUGGGGAUAGUCACUGGCCGGCCACGGAAAUAUGGAGCGUUAGUGAGGAGCGGCCGUCACUGCGUUCAUUAUCGAAACUACGGAAAAGUGAAGGUAAUUUCAUGGCCAAUUCAAUAAAAAAACUAAGGACAGCGUAGCAAACAUUGCAAGUGUACACGAAAACAAUUACUUUCAAUCUCACCUCGUGACACCCUGUGUGACAUGAUAACGCAACGCAAAUAGCGUGACAUAAGCGCAUAUGUCUGUGUAUUUCGACUGCAUUUCUCAAGCGAAACCCUGUGUUUUUGUGUAUUGUCGGCAGAGAAAAUGAAAAGAGAGCUUUAAAACGUGAACUGGUAUUUGACUCUCAAAGAAAACGACAGCUCAAACUGAGGAAAACACUGCUUCCUUCGUGUUACAACGGUUAACCACGUUUCGGCAAACGGAAAGUAAUAUUAGUCUGUUAUGACCUCUUAAUGUCGAUAUGUAUUCUCGUGGUUAACCGUUGAAACUCCUUAUUUGCACCACAUCGCUGGAAUUUUUCUCGCCAAGAAUACGUAUUGCCAAGCACUUUCUACAUAGCGGAAUCUUCUUUUGCCUUUUGUGAGGAAUUAGCGCAUAAAAAAGGAAAAUUUUCCAGCGCACGGCCGUCAUCGAUCACGUGUUAUCCCGCUUUGCUUGUCAUCAGGUGAACUUCUGGGCCAAAGUCAUUGCUGUUUUGGCGAUGAUACAAACUGGUCUGUCUAUUUUGAAAACAAUUUAUUUGGCAUUAUGUGAUUUACGAGCUGGGAAAUGAAAUAGUUGUCCGUCCAACAUCAAUAAACAAUCAUGCCACUGAAUAAAUGGCAGGCGGUCCUGUAAAAUCAUUACCAAAGUACAUUCCUAACCUCGACGCCUACCUACGCUAAAGGUUUGGAUCAGUUAGGUUAGAAAAGGUCUCAAAAAAAUUAAAAAACACAUCUAUAUGUAGGGCACAGCACAAACGGCUAGCCCAUCAUUUAUGAGGUUCAUAACCUGUAUAUUGUUCACGUCUUUUCACUAAUGGCAAAGGUCAAUGUCAAAAAUAUUGCAUGUCCCCUCUGUUACUCUGCAGUACUUCAUUCGCUUAAGUUAACCAUUUACCAGAACAAUUUUCAUUGUACCUUAAUGUUUCCAUCCUUUUUCCACUAUUGAUAAUACUUGUGAAAACAUUACAUCCGCAGCAACGGCAUUGAUCACAACACAAAUCAUUUCGUCUCGACCCGACAGGGUAUCAGGAACGCGCGCCGGGGUACAAGAUUAAGUAAUGACAUACGCUUCGUACAUUUUACUCUACGCAUACUACAAAUCAGGACGAAACUUUAUAAAUUGAUAUUUAAAAACAAACAAUUUGGCCCAUAGAGUAACGUCAUCGCACAAAAAUUCAGCAGCGUCAAAAAGCUAGCCGGAAAACACAGAUACAUAUUUCAGACAAUCAGGGACAAAAGUAGUUGACACAGUUGUUUAAAACGGGUGCUUUUAACAAACAUUUCAUUCAUUUAUUAUUUCAUUCCUUUUAAACGCCGUAAAUCCCCCGACCCCCCGAAUCAAUGUUGUCUGAAGUAAAAAAAAGACUUGAGGGUCCAAAAUUCAACAUUGAUUUUGGGGGCAAUGGGUUGGGGUAGACAGGGGAAGGGGAUAAGUAUAUCCACUAUGCAAAAAGGGGCCAUUUUACAGAAGUGUGUCAACACUUUUGUCCCUCAUUGUGGGUACUUGUUUGAGAACAGAGAGCAGCUUAAUGUAGCUAGGUGCUUAUUUACACUUGUUCAGAUUUAUCUAUGCAGUAAUAUAAACUGUGAUCACAAUCUUGAGCUUAAAUAUUGACCUACAUGUAUUUGAAAACUUCCAAAUUAAGAAGUCUUGGUCACCUCAAUCUGCACCAGUGCAAAUGAAAUCAACAGGACUUUUGUGGAUGGUUGAAAGCUCAAAUUGGAAGUUUUCAAAUAUGCUUAAGUUUUAAGCUCAAGGUUGUGAUCAAACAAAUGUAGGCUCUUGUUUGGUUUUUACAUGACACUUUGUUUACGCUAAAUCAUCAUAAUAUUAUUUGAUAUAAACACCUGUAACAACAGGGGAGAACUCUGGCAGUGAGGUUGCAUCUGAGGCACAAAAUUAAGUCCAUAGAGAGAUAACUGGAACUUAUUAUCAACUGUUGUUCUCCAAAAUCAGUGCCUGAGACAAAGUUUGAAACAAUGAACGUAAGAGAAGAUAGCGACCUUUCCUUGUGAUAAUUUAUCAAAUUCAGAUGACAAGAUAACCUCGAAAUUUGCUAAAGCAAGGUUAGCGGGGAAUGGAGGUGCUUAUUUGCUAGUUUGGCUCAGUUGGAUUGAGCAACUAUUCAGUGGGGAGGGUGCUUUAAAUUUGUGAAGAAAAAAAAAAACAUGUACGUUUUCAUUGAUUGUUUGUUCACAGGGUGGUGAAUGUAUCAUCGAUGUCCAGUCGCCUAUCUCAGGUGUCAGAAGAAAUGCAAAAGAAGUUCAGAGAUCCAGAGCUGACAGAGGAAGCUCUUAUUUCUCUUCUGGAACAAUUUGUCAAGUAAGCUUUUAUUCUCUUUACUCUUUGUUUGUUUUACUCUUGCUUUGAAUUUCAGAAAUUGACCACUACAGAAAAUACCAUAACAUACCAUAAUGCUCUUUGUUUGUCACCCCAAAAUUUUGCAUAAGGAUUGUUUUCAGUUUCUCUUGGGGCCAUCUAGCUAAAAGUUUGGUUCCAAAACUCUGAAAUGGUGGCCAUUUUGGUGUGCUAAACCAGUCCUGUGGGAGUUGAACUUCACUCAUUUACACAUGAAUAUCACCUUAAGUGGAUUUUGUUGUACUCUUGCUUACCAGAGAUGUGAAGGAUGGUGUUCAUCAAACCAAGGGAUGGUCAAAUAGUGGUAAGGACAAUAAUAAUGACAUUGAUAAUAGUAAGCUCUUUAUAAAUUAUUGUAUAUUACUGCACUUUGGUAUUUACUCUCAUUUAUCCAAAGAGUGAGGAUUAAGGUGGCUAGACUGGAUUUUUUUGGGGGGGUACCUCCCACGUUUGAGCAUUACCUACGUCAGCAUGAGUAAAGAUAUGGGAAAAACGUUACCAAGAACAUUGAAAACAGGGAAGGCUUUUAAAUAGGUUCUCAAAUACAACCAAUUUUUUCCCCAGAUUUUGUGUUUACAAGUGAGGGUCCUCAUUAUUCACUGGCAUUGUUUUCAAGUUUCAUAUGCAUGUGCACAUUUAGCAAAAAGAUAGAAUUUGCAUCAAAAAGGACCCUCGGUUAUAUCUCCGGAAUAUGCUAAUUACUGGGUAAAGAGAUUAGUGAUACAUUAUAACAUCAGAACAAUUCUUUGUAAGAGUUUCUGUGAUGUUAUAACCCGAGUAAGAUAAUUAAGUAUUGCAUCCUUCACGAUGAGAGGUGACGUUCAUCGUUUCGGCUCUCACUGCUAUCGGUGUCACAAGCCAAUAAUUGGCUUGUGACGAAGAAAUAUCCGGAAUAUGCUAGUAAUUAUUACUAGCAUAUUCCGGAUAUUUCUUCGGAAAGUAAUUGAGAGUUCUUUUUGAUGCAAAUUUAUAUCUUUUGCUAGUUGUGCACGUGCAUAUGAAACUUGAAAACAAUGCCAGUGAAUAAAGAGGACGCUCACUUGUAAACCCAAAAUCGGGGGAAAAAAUUGGUUAUAUUAUUUUGAGGCCCUAUUUAAAAGCCGUCCCUGUUUUCAAUGUUCUUGAAACUUGCAGGGAAUAUUUAUUGACAAUUGAUCUCCAGAUUGUCGAAUUUAUAAAAAAAAAUUAUCGAGCGGUUUUUUGAAAAAUGCGAAAUUUGUAGGCAUGGACCAAAUUACAUCCAAAAACUAUAACAAAAGCAGCUGAAUGCAAGUCAAUAAAAUUCUUCGAUCGCUCAGAGCAAUUCCCCUCUUUUUUUGUAUGCAGUUUUCAAUGGAAUCAAACCACUAUAGGAUGAAGCCACGUUUCCAAAGCUUAUCAGUUUCUUCAAAUAUUAGCGAAUUGUAUAGAUAGCAUGCUAUUUCACUGUUUUUAUGAUUGUUAAAACUGCGUGUCAAAAUAUUUCGAAAACGCCCUCAUAGAAUUUGUUGAAACUUUGCCAUAAUGGAGUCAUUUAUGGCAGGAACAUACUCCCUUAAGCGAUUUCUUCAAAAAACUCCUGGUAGAGAGAAACAAAAAGAUAAAUAAAAAGCGUAAUGGCGUCAUUAUGUUGCCAUGGCGACUCCGAUAGCAAUAAAACCCAAAUCGUAAAAAAAUUUUCAUCGUUAUAUAAUACAGUUGUGGUAAUCUUUUUGCUGUAUCUUUACUCAUGCCGACGUAGUUAAAGCUCAAACGUCGGAGGUAUCCCCUCAAAAAAAUCCAGUCAAGCCACCUUAAUGCAAGUAUAAAGGUGAACGUUUUUCACCCUGGUGCAAGGGUGUACAGACCUAAGAGUUCAAGAGAAAUCUCAUAUUUCAUGUUGUAAAUAAACAAACAAACAAAUUGAACCAUGUAAAAGAAAGUUAAGUACUUAGUAAACAUUAAUUGAUAAUAUAAGUUGUUCGUUGAAGAAGCUCAAGCAUGCUCCAUAAUUAGGAAGAUUCCAUUACAAUGAAUUUAUUGUUUUAAAGUUUCAAUCUAUCAGUAAUAGACCUUUACAUGGUUUUCAGGUUUUGGUAUGGGCCAGUUAAUGCAAACAGUGCAUUAAAAUUAGUUAACUUGCCAAGUGUGAAAAUGACCCUUUGAUGCAAGAUAUGGUUCACAAAGUCAUGAAAAUUAUACAUACAGACUUCACAAACUUUUUUUUUUGUUUUUUGUUUUUAAUAUAUAAAGUUAAUGUUUAUUUUAAUAAAGAUAGAGUUAUGAAAAUAACUCCACAACCAGUACAAUGCAAUUAACCAAUUAACAACAGUAGUAGACACUAAUUACAAUUACGACUAUUAUUAAGACUAUGGUAUCAGUUCUCUAUUAAGAGCUAGAAUAGGGAGUGGUAAAGCUUAAGUACAAGAAGAUUGGAGGUCAUGCGGCUGAAGAUCAGAAUCAAAUCCAAAGUCAUGGUAAAUAAACCAUCCCGGAUCAGUGCACAUGAAGUUUUACAGUUGUGAAUGAUUGUCUAUCAUUAUUAGUGAAGAAUAAUUAGGGGAGGGGAGGGGGGGGGGUGUUAAUAGAGGAUCUACAGUAGUUAUGAAUUGAAAUUUCUGCCAGCUCAGUUUUCUUUUUCUUAUAGCAUACGGCACCUCAAAAAUUGGUGUAACAGCCUUGAGUAAGAUCCAGGCAAGAGCAUUGUCCAAGGAUCCUAGAGAAGACAUCCUAUUAAAUGCUGUGAGUCAGUUAUUUGUUAAUAAAAUAGGCAUUUAGAGAUGCAUUUCCUAAGGCUGGGUCCAUGAUCUAAAUCUAUCUAAAAUCAUAAAAAGCCUUAAGAGAUCUUAAAAGCCUUAAAUGUAGCACUGUAAACUGCCACUUAUAAGCCCUGGGCUAGCUUAUACAUUUUUGUAAGGGGUUUUAGUAGGCUUAUAAACAGAUGGGCAUAUAUGAACUGUGGUUCAAUUUUAUCCUUGGUUUAAAUUUUAUUUUCUUUUGUUUCUGGGUAUGGUAAUGUAUGAUAAUGAGUUUGAAACAAAAAGAAAAGAAAAUAUAAACCAAGAAUAAAAUUGACCCACAACAUAUAUCCAAGGGGGCUUAUAACUUACUAGAAUAGAAAAAGCAGCCGAAACAAGUUGUAGCAGUGCUGAUCGUCGUGCUAAUCAAAAUUCCUUUUGCAUUUAGUGGUUUUUAGUUUAUUUUCAAAAUGUUGUAUUAAAUUGAAUUCAAGUCAAUACAUUCAGAUGUGUGUUUAUAUAUGGGGGGGGGGGGGGGUAUAACUGGAUGUUUUUUUUUUUUACAAAUAGAUGGUCCUAAAACCUAUAACGAUAGUGGGAGCUUUUACGUUUUGCACCGCCCACCCCCCCUCUGCAACCCCCUUUAUUAACAAGCCCCCUCCCAAAACCAACCGCUUACCCAAAAAACUGUUCAAAGCCAUACAGUUGAAACCCCUCAUAAACAACCACCUCCUGUAAGUGCCCACGCCCACUUUCUUUCUGUGAAUGAUAAUUUUAUAAUUUUCUAUCAAAAGUUAUUAACCUAGAUUGCAAGCGAUCACUCAAUGAUACAUGGUUUAAUCUCUCUGUUCACUGUAUGUGCUAUGCUACUCAAAGUUUAUGAAGAUCUUUUUGUGACAGCAUGUAACUGCACAUAUUGUAAUUUAGAAUUUGCAUGCAAUAAAUAAUCUUCCUGUAAGCGACCGCUAAGUUUUUGCAUUUCAGGUGGUCGCUUAUGGGAGGUUAGACUGUUCACAGUCCUCUAUGUUUUCAUAAGAUCCUCAGGAACAAGCACUUACUGGUACAGCCGGCCAUCUUAGUUUCAUAUGUACUGAGGGGCCAUCGCCAGGCUAGGCUUGGGGUAUUAUUUAAAUAGGGGACUGUGAACAGUCUAACAGGAGUAUUAACUGUAUUAUUUUCUUAUUUCCUGCUGGAUAGUGUUGUCCUGGCUGGGUACGUACAGACAUGGCUGGCCCAAGGGCAACUAAAUCGCCAGAUGAAGGUUAGAAUCGCUUUCAAGUGACUCUGUCACACUUAAACUUGUAUUAUAGAUGUAAAAAUAACUAUUAAUGUUGAAAUUCCUUGUAUAUGUUACAGGUCAAAUUUGAUUUCAGGUUAAAUUUUUUUUCACCUACUGGUAGGUUGAUUUUCAAUUUCCUUUGUCUCUUAGGGCUAGGAGACAAAUAAAAUGGAGAAUCAACCUAGGUUAAAUCCAAAUUAACCUGAAAUCAAAUUUAACCUGUAACAUAUCAGUUGAAUCUCUUGGUACGGACACCUCUCCAAUACGGACACGUCUCUAUUACAGACAGUUUCCUAUGUACUGGCAAAAUUCUCAUAUUUUUCCUCUACCGACCCUCUCUAAUAAUAUGGACAAUGGACACAAAAUCUUGGCCCUUGGGAGCAAAUUCACACAAACUUAACCUCUUUAUUAUGGACACUCUGGAACAACGUGUCAAUAAUUUGGGGAAAAUGUACCAUUUCCUGUCGGCAGUUACACAAGCAUUGACACUUUAUCAGUCAGCGAUACCAAUACCAGAACAUGUCUUAGGCGAAGACAAAAUUCGUAUGUACAGCAUGUAACUGAGAAGUACAAUAACAUUAAUCAAGUUAGAUUCAGAAAUUAACAAGACACUGAGUUUUGGGCUUGAUUUUACUUACUGAACACUCUAACCUGUCAGUGGGGUCUUAAAAGUGACGUAAUCAUAGUGACCUCUCUAAUAUGGACACUUCGCUGUCCCUUCGGUGUCCGUAUUAGAGAGGUUCGACUGUAUAAUCAACGUAACUGUCACUCUGGGAUGUCAUCUAUAUCCCACAAUUUUGUGCCUCAUUCACACCUAUAAAACAUGUUUAACUACACCUGAGUAAAGUUUCACAAAAUGAAAAUCAUUAACAUAAAACUGGAACGUGUAUUAAAGUUUUCUGAAUCAGAGAAAUUUAGUUUUUAUGUCUUUGCCAGAGCUAAAGUUAACAUAUUCAAUUAGGAAACUGAAAGACUGGCUUUUAUAGAAGAUUUAAGAAAGGAAUUGCAAGAACUCUUUGGAGAGUUUUGAAGUCUUUGGCUUCGUUUGGAAAAUAAAGAAGAUAAUUGAAACAAAAUUGAACUUAAGACGGAAUCCAUCAGGAAAUUGAGUAAUUUUUAUUUUCAGUGGACAAAAACCUUGUACCAGAAUAAUUUCAAUCAUAGUGCAGUCUUUUUUUACACAUUUCGAAGGCUAUAAAUGUCAUAAGUUAUAUGAAAUAACUACGAAGAAAAAGUUCCUAUGGGAGUUAAGUCCGAGUAAACAAACUUCAAAAGCUUCAAAUUUCACAAAAUGAAAUCUUACGCAUGACGAUUUUACCCCUGUUUUCUCAAUUCUUCUGAAAUUUGGAAUUUAUUUUUCGGGCUCCCAUAAGAACCUUUUCUUUGGAGUUAUUUCAUAUAGCUUAUUACAUUUAUAGCCCUUGAAAAGUGUAAAAAAAGAAUGCGAUAUGGCUUAAAAUAUUCUGAUACAAGGUGUUUGUCCACUGAAAAUUACUCAAUUUCCUGAUAGAUUCCAUCUUAAACCCUUUGGCAAGAAUUUGGACAACUGUAAAAAGUGGUAGUUGAUGAUCUCCAAAAAAGUGGUUGACAAAGAUUUUCCCAUAGUUAUAUCGGGUUGAUCAUCGUGUAUUUUGCUUCAUCAGUAAUCUUGGAUUUCAAAUUGUUUUUUUAGGAGCAGAAACUCCAGUUUACUUGGCUUUAUUACCACCAAAUGCAGGAUCACCCCAUGGAGAGUUUGUUUCAGAAAAAAAGGUGCAGAAUUGGUAA